This is a messenger RNA of Cololabis saira (Pacific saury), 3949 nucleotides long. RefSeq names its product structural maintenance of chromosomes 2 (gene smc2). Gene Ontology annotation, cellular component: chromosome. The coding region runs from base 127 to 3729 and encodes 1200 amino acids. Gene Ontology annotation, biological process: chromosome organization. Gene Ontology annotation, molecular function: ATP hydrolysis activity; protein binding; ATP binding. The record is from RefSeq and is a predicted model, not a curated record. NCBI's taxonomy places the organism in Eukaryota, Metazoa, Chordata, Actinopteri, Beloniformes, Belonidae. The transcript is spliced from 25 exons.
AAUUCAAGUCGGAGGUUCGAAAACACCCCGGCACAUUUUCAACAUUUCCAACAUUUCCAGGUCCCGGUUUUGUCGCCAGGGAUCAGCUUUUCCUGCGGGGAGCGAGGAGAGGAGACGCGGGCAAACAUGCACAUCAAGUCCGUGGUGAUCGACGGCUUCAAGUCGUACGCGCAGCGGACGGAGAUCAGCGGCUUCGACCCGCUCUUCAACGCCAUCACCGGCCUGAACGGCAGCGGGAAGUCCAACAUCCUGGACUCCAUCUGUUUCCUACUGGGCAUCUCCAACCUCAGCCAUGUGCGAGCCUCCAACCUCCAGGACUUGGUUUAUAAGAACGGGCAGGGCGGCAUCACCAAGGCCACCGUGUCCAUCACCUUCGACAACGCCAACAAGAGCCAGAGUCCUCUGGGGUUUGAGACCCACGAUGAGAUCACAGUAACCAGACAGGUGGUGAUAGGUGGCAGGAACAAGUACCUCAUCAAUGGGGUUAAUGCCAACAACACCAGGGUGCAGGACCUGUUCUGCUCGGUUGGGCUCAACGUCAACAACCCACAUUUCCUCAUCAUGCAGGGAAGGAUCACCAAGGUUCUGAACAUGAAACCACCAGAGAUCCUUGCAAUGAUCGAGGAGGCAGCUGGCACCAGAAUGUAUGAAUGUAAAAAGAUCAGCGCCCAGAAGACAAUCGAGAAGAAGGAGGCCAAGCUCAAGGAGAUUCAGACUAUUUUGGAUGAGGAAAUUACUCCAACUAUGCAGAAACUGCAAGAGGAAAGAUCCUCAUAUUUGGAGUACCAGAAGCUGAUGCGUGAGAUCCAGCACUUGUCGCGGCUCUACGUGGCCUGGCUUUUUGUGUGUGCCGAGGAGACCAAGGUGAAGUCGGCGGGGAAUCUGAAGGCCAUGCAGGAAAACAUCGCCAAGAUGCAGGCCCGCAUGGCAGAAAACGAGAGCAAAAUCCAGGAGCUCUCGGCGCAGAUUCAGGAGCUACAGAAGACCAGGGACAAGGAAGUGAAUGGAGUAUUAAAGUCUCUGGAGGACGGUCUCGCUGAAGUGCAGCGCGUGGAUGCAAAAGCUCAAAGUACGCUUGACUUGAAAAAACAGAAUCUCAAAGAUGAAACCAAGAAAAGAAAAGAGCUUGUAAAGAGUAUGGAAGAGGAUAAGAAAAUGCUUGUGGUAAAAGAAAAAGAGGUGUCCAAGUUGACCGAGCAGCUUCAGGCUCUGCAGGAUGAAGGUCAGACGGACAACGCGGCUCUGGAGACAGCGGAGCAGCAUUUCAAAGCCGUGUCUGCAGGUCUGUCCACCAACGAGGACGGAGAGGAGGCCACGCUGGCCGGCCAGAUGAUGACCUGCAAGAACGACAUGAGCAAGGCCGAUACCGAGGCCAAGCAGGCCCAGAUGACGCUGAAGCACGCCCAGGCCGAGCUGAAGACCAAACAGGCAGAGGUGAAAAAGAUGGACAGUGGCUACAAGAAAGACCAAGACAACCUGCAGGCUGUCAGGCAGAGCAGGCAGAAACUGGAGGCUGAGCUCGCCAAACUCAACUAUGAAGAUGGGAAGGAGGAAAGUCUUCUGGAAAAAAGGAGACAGCUGUCCAGAGAAGUCGCUCAACUCAAAGAGAAAUAUGAACGCCUCAUGUCCCGGUUCCCCAACCUGCGCUUCGACUACAGGGAUCCGGAGCGAGGAUGGGACCGCAGCAAAGUGAAGGGGCUGCUCGCCAACCUCAUCACCGUGAGUGACGUUUCCUAUGCCACGGCGCUGGAGGUGGUCGCCGGUGGACGGCUCUACAACAUCGUUGUGGACACAGAGGUGACCGGUAAAAAGCUGCUGGAGAAGGGAGAACUGCAGCGACGCUACACCAUCAUUCCCCUCAACAAGAUCUCCGCCAAGACCCUGAACGACAGAGUUCUGAACGCUGCGAAGAGCCUGGUGGGGGCGGAUAAUGUCCACACGUCUCUGUCCCUGGUGGGCUACGAGGCAGACCUGCGUAAAGCCAUGGAGUACGUGUUUGGCUCCACGCUGGUCUGCGACACCCUGGACAACGCCAAGAGAGUGGCCUUUGACAAGCAGGUGACGACGAAAACGGUCACUCUGGGAGGAGACGUCUUCGACCCUCAGGGGACCCUGAGUGGAGGCGCUCGCUCCCAGUCAGUUUCCAUUCUGGCAAGUCUGCAGGAGGUGAAGGAUCUCCAGAACAACCUGAACGACAAGGACGCCCAACUCAGGGACACUGAACAACAGCUGACCAGCCUGAAGGGAACCGCAGAGAAAUACCGCCAGCUGAAGCAGCAGCACGAGCUGAAGGUGGAGGAGGAGCAGAUCGUGCAGGCGAAGGUGCAGCAGAGCUCCUUCCACCAGCAGCAGGAGGAGCUGGAGCGGCUGCGCAAGGCCAUCGAGGAAAGCGAGGAGACCUUGCGUUCCACCAAGGAGGUGCAGAAGAAGGCGGAAGAGAAAUACAAAGUCCUGGAGAACAAGAUGAAGAACGCCGAGGCGGAGAGGGAGAAGGAGCUGAAAGCUGCCCGGGAGAAACUCAAAGCAGCCAAGGCCAAAGCCGACACCUUCAACACCAAGUUGAAGCAAAGACAGCAGGAGUCUGAAGCCGUGACCCUGGAGCUGGAGGAGCUGCAGAGGGAGCAGGCCGGCUACGAGCAGCAGAUCCAGGCGGUGGACGAGGCCAUGAAGGCCAUCACGGAGCAGAUAGACAGCAUGGCCUGCACCGUGUCCCAGAACAAGGAGUCGGUGCGGAAAGCCCAGGAGGAGCUGACCAAACAGAAGGAGAUCAUCAUGACACAAGACAAAGAGCUCAAGGGGAAGAACACGGAGGCAAAUCAGAUAAGAGAGCAAAACAACGAGGUCCAGCUGAAGAUCAAGGAGCUUGAACACAACAUUAAUAAGCAUCAUAAAGACAGCCAGGAGGCGGCUGACAAGGUGACGCGGAUGCUGGACGAACACGACUGGAUCCAGUCGGAGCGCCAGUUCUUCGGCCAGCCCAACACCUCGUACGACUUCAAGGUGAACAACCCCCGGGAGGCGGGGCAGCGGCUGAAGAAGCUGGAGGAAACCACCACCAAGCUGGAGAGGAACGUCAACAAGAGGGCCAUGAACAUGCUGAACGAGGCCGAGGAGAGGUACAACGACCUCAUGAAGAAGAAGAGGAUCGUGGAGAACGACAAGGCAAAGAUCCUGCAGACCAUCGAGGAGCUGGACCAGAAGAAGAACGAGGCUCUGAACGUGGCCUGGCAGAAGGUCAACAAGGACUUCGGCUCCAUCUUCUCCACUCUGUUGCCGGGAGCAAACGCUAAACUGGCUCCUCCUCAGGGCCGCGGCGUCCUGGACGGCCUGGAGUUCAAGGUGGCCUUGGGCGACACGUGGAAGGAGAACCUUACGGAGCUCAGCGGAGGGCAAAGGUCUCUGGUGGCCUUGUCCCUCAUCCUGGCCAUGCUGCUUUUCAAACCCGCUCCCAUCUACAUCUUGGACGAGGUGGACGCUGCUCUGGAUCUGUCGCACACGCAGAACAUCGGCCAGAUGCUGCGCACGCAUUUCAGACACUCGCAGUUCGUGGUGGUUUCCCUCAAAGACGGCAUGUUCACCAACGCCAACGUCCUCUUCAAGACCAAGUUUGUGGACGGCAUGUCCACGGUGUCGCGCACGGCGCUGAGCCAGAGCGACGCCAACCCUCCCCGCAAGGUGCAGGACAAGUCCAGACCGAGGGACAAGAGGACGGCGCAGCUGGCCAGCUAACCGGGAACCAGCUAACCGGGAACCAGAACCAGCUAACCGGGAACCGGCUAACCGGGAACCAGCUCUGGUUGAUUCCGCUUUUAAACCUUCACUAAUGAAAUGCUGCAUCUGCAUCUUUUAUUCUCUCCUGUUUCUUCACUUGUCUGGUUAUUUGUGUAUUUUUUCCUUUUUUAUAUGCAGUUUACUUAUAUUUUUUGUAAAUAAAGAUGUCAUAUAGUUA